Molecule: messenger RNA, 1103 nt
Organism: Daucus carota subsp. sativus
Lineage: Eukaryota; Viridiplantae; Streptophyta; Magnoliopsida; Apiales; Apiaceae
Exons: 4
Coding region: 199-837 (212 amino acids)
Source: RefSeq, a predicted model, not a curated record
AUCUGCAAUGGUCCUUGUCCAUUAUUUUCAGCAAAGGUAUACUAUACCUGAUGAAUGUGAAACUUGGGUGCUGGAUACCAUUCAUGCAUCUUGGAGAUGCCGAAAAAGUAGAAUUAAGGAGGCACAUUACAAAGCAUAUCCAACUGAUGAAGAAAGGCUUGAACAUAGGCCCGAUGAUAUUCCACUGGAGAUUUCAAAAUGCUCCUCGCAUAUUGGAAUGACGAGAGUAUUCAGUAUAAAGCAAGAAAAAAUGCAAGAAGUCGUAGCAAAUAUGCGGAGACGCACACUGCAGGUCCAAGGAGUUUGGCACAAAUUCGAAAUGAAAUGAUAAAGGAGGCUGAUGGUACUGCACCAUCGGAUGCAGAAGUUUUUGUCAAAACUCGCAAGCGAAAUCCUGGCCGCGAGUACAAGACUGAUACCAAAAAAAUCUCAGAGAAAGUUGACGAUAUCGAAAAACAAAUCAAAAUAUCAGGAGAUGGCACUGAUGAGCUACUACUUUCUGGUGGCAAGAAGCAUGGGAAGACUUGGCUUUACGGGAGGUGUCCAAAUGCAGCCAAAGUCCCUCGCAGUACAAGUUCAAGGAAUAGUUACGUGGAAGACCUGGCAUGUAAGAUCAAGGAAAGUUUGGCCGAUGAUGUCAAGGAAUCAGUGAGCAAGCAAGUCCAAGAAGAAGUGGAUGCUCAAGUAAACAAGAAGGUCCAACAAAACUUGACCUUGGCGCUUAAAAAAAUUGCGGAGGCAAACCCAGGCAUCAAAAUUAAUAUGGAGGAUUUUUGUCCACCAGCUUCGAGUGAUGAUGAAAAUGGUACGCCUAUAACUGGCGGUGGUAGCUGCUAGGUUCUCCAUGUUGUCUCCAUCUCCAGUAGUAAUAGUAUUAACCUAUUUCCUGCUUUUGGGUAUAUUUUGGUCAUCAACUAGUUGGUAAAUUAAGGAUUUGGUCAUUUCUUUUGUUUUAGUUUGCUGAAUUGUGAAUUGUGCAUUUGGUUGGAGUUGGUGAAUUGUGGAUUUGGUUGGAGUUGGUAGCUGCUUGGAUUUGGUUGAACUUGUGUAGCUAUUUUGGUUUGUAGAUGUUGAAUUGGUUGGAUUUAUUAUGAAUUUUAAUA